Molecule: messenger RNA, 1794 nt
Organism: Malassezia pachydermatis
Lineage: Eukaryota; Fungi; Basidiomycota; Malasseziomycetes; Malasseziales; Malasseziaceae
Product: cmgc mapk protein kinase
Exons: 2
Coding region: 1-1794 (597 amino acids)
Biological process (GO): intracellular signal transduction; protein phosphorylation
Cellular component (GO): nucleus; cytoplasm
Molecular function (GO): ATP binding; MAP kinase activity
Source: RefSeq, a predicted model, not a curated record
AUGUUAUCUACUGUGGCCAGCUUAUCAAACUGGUUAGGGGGACAACCGAGCGCUUCGCAACCCGAGUCACACCAUGAAAAAGUCAAGGCGCACGCCACAAGUCAGCCAAACAACAACACUUUGGCACCCCUAGGGGGCGGAGUUGCGAGGCACGCAACGAGAUCUCGUACUCGGACCCGUUCCAAAAGGCAUUCACGUUCUCGCGAAGCGUCUCUGGAAGGAGCGACACCGCCGGGGUGGUCUCGAUAUACCUCGAAAGACUAUCCCCUAUCUCUGCAAAAUUUAGAACAGAGAGGAUACCACACCUUCUUCUGCCUUCGGGUUCCCUUCCAUGUAAAGAAGCGCUAUUCAUUUGUGCGAGAGCUAGGUAUAGGAUCGUAUGGCUGUGUGGCACUCGCGUACGACAAUGAUACGGGUCAAUAUGUGGCAAUCAAACGCAUCUCCAACUUUUUCGAUCGUGAAAUCUUAACCAGGCGCACAUUGAGAGAAGUGGUAAUGCUUCAUCAUUUAAAGGACUGUUCCAAUGUCAUUGACGUUUUAGAGUUUGACGUGUCGUUCAUCGAGUUUAACGAAGUAUAUCUGAUCCUCGGUGCCUGUGAUGCAGACCUAUCUCAGAUUAUCAACUCAAGGCAGGCACUUUCCGAAGCUCAUAUCAAAUAUUUUAUGGUACAGCUCAUUCGCGCUGUAUACUAUAUGCACUCAGCUCACAUUAUUCAUCGUGACAUCAAGCCGGGUAACUUACUUGUCAAUGCCAAUUGUUAUCUGCAAGUCUGUGAUUUUGGUAUGUCUCGAGCCUUUGAGACAGACGAUAAUGACUAUUUAUCCAAGCACAAGAGCUCAAGCGGGAAGGAGCAGGAUUUGAGUGUGUCUGUAUGCCAGGAUUCAGCGCAUCGCGUUCGAUUUCCAGGCGGCCCUCUUACAGACUAUGUCUCCACCCGAUGGUACAGGGCACCUGAAGUGAUGUUAGGCUAUCAAGGUGGCUAUGGCCCUGCUCUCGAUAUAUGGAGCGUGGGGUGCAUUCUGGCGGAGCUCUUGGGCGGUGAGCCUUUGUUUCCAGGCACAGACUAUGUUGAUCAACUUAGUCAAAUUUACCAUGUUCUUGGGACGCCAUCGGAAAAUGUGAUAAAUAAAAUUCGAUCCAAACGUGCCAAAGACCACUUGCAGUCCCUACCUACGGAAAAGUCUUCUUCGUUCUCCGAGCUAUUUCCGUCUGCGCCUAAACAAGCGAUUGACCUCCUAUCCAAACUUCUUCAUUGGGAUCCACAGGAGCGUAUCACUGCUGGUGAAGCUCUGGCGCAUCCAUGGUUUGAACGGUAUCGGAACGUCUCCUUUUCUGCUCAGCAAGCGCCGGUAUUUCAUCGCUUCCGCGAGGUGGAAUUGAUCCAUGCUCCGUCUGAUUUUAAGCGGGCUUUGGAAUGGGAAAGCAAAUCUAUUGGAUAUAGUUCCUUGUCGCAUCAAGGUACGACUGCGCAACAACUGGAUCACAAGAAAUCGUCCUCUGUUCAUUCAACAGGGAGGUCUGACACACCUGAUCUUGACCGACAUUCGACUUAUACGGAGGGUGACUCCUCUCCCCCCUCUUCGAAUAGUCCCGGCCCAAUGGUAAGCCCACAUUCUUCCGGAACAAUGGCAUCUGUGAGAGAGACGGUAGACACCAAUCCGCCUACAUUUGGAAGUCAUCGCUUAAGGGAGCAACCUUCACCAAGUGAAGAUCGGGAGCAAAAGGUGCCUCGUCGGACAGACAAUCACGAGUUUUCAUUGCUGAAGACAGCCAAAAGUUUGCUUCAUUGGUAA